GUGGAUGUUCUUCUGCUCUCUGAGGUGUCCUAUCUUCUCCACUGGAUAUGAAAAAGACAACCUGACGGCGACGCAGGAGCAAGAUGACAAUGAAGACUUUCUUACACAAACGUAUACCACUGCUUCAUUACAGCAAGCGCUGACACACGGCAGAUGUGAGGAAAUCAGGAGACGAGAUGAAGACCUCUCAAAUGUAGGAACUGAUAUUAUAGGACCUUCUGUUGGGAACCCAACUACAGACCAAACACAGAGUUUUUGGAGUCCAGAAGCUGACAGCGGCUUUGUCAGUUCUGAUGCGAGUCGGCCAAACACAGGACUUUCUCAGACAACCGCUAAUGCUUUCAGUUCUGCACAUCCUGAUGAUGUCAUCAGCACAGCAAAUAUAAGCGAUUCAGACAGCGAAAUGUCUCAUUCAAACGUACAAACAACUAUAUCUGUAACAACACGACCACAACAGUCCACUGUGAACAAUGUGCAAUAUGAACAGCUGGACACAACAAGCAACUUUAUUACCCAGAAUGCACCACUUAAAGGUCCAAAGGUUGAAGCUGCAUCAGAAGGUGGGGCCAUUUCCAUUCCUGAGCAGAUGACUGAAAGAAGAAGAGAUAUUUAUAAUGGAAAGCAUCACACUUCACAUGACACACAGAGACCAGACCGAGACACAAACUCACCAUCACACUGUUCCUGUCACAAUAGUGAAGUUAUUCUUGCGCUGCAGUAUGAGGUCUCACACCUCAAGAGGGCACUAGAGGAGAGUUUAAGUCAUCUACCUCAUAUGAGCAGAUGGGUGGAUUACCCCAACAGCAGAUCUCAUUCAGAAAGAAAGCACAGAGGUCAAACGCGUGGUCAGAACAGAACCGGCUCCAGCAGACGUGUUAAGACAGACAUCUCUUCUGAUACAGAGCCCAGCAGGAGAAAAGUUACAGACGGUGAAGAUUCAGAUCAAACAUUGAGUUUCCAGAGAGGCUUGAGUCCAUCGCUUGAACAAACACACAGCCGCUUCAGCGCUCUCUCUGACAGAAGAUCAUGUAGAUCUUCAUCCAAGGCAUCAGUGGACACAUCUCAGCUCACGUCUGGUAACCAUCAGAGAACCGGUAAUGGGCCGACCAUUCACAAUACCACUGCUGACUCAAGAUCAACAUAUAGUAGCGCCAUCUACAGGCCAGCAAUGGGAAAUCUCUUUAUUAACAGCAAAAAACUUGUCACGUCUCUUCCCGCUAAUCCUUCCCAUAAACCUCUGCUGCAGGUCAACUAUGGAUCUUCUUAUAGUCUACCUGCUGGGUUUAAAGUGCGAGAUCGGGAGUCAGUACCGCCUGUGUCCAGUAGGAGACGCUCUACUCAAUCUGACUCUGCACUGCUUCCCAGUAAUGUGUUUUUUCAGCAGACAUCACAGCGGACCGGUGCAAGACGACGCUACACUAGCAGGGAGGAAUCAAUACAUAAGACUUUGGACAAAGCCUUACAGGCGGCCUUUCUGGUGAAACAGACCACAGAGAAGAUGGCCGACGCGCUCUCGGCUGAUCUGGCCAAAGCUCAGCUCCAGAGGAAGAUACAUAACCAACAUCCCAUAAACAACAGGACAGCCAGAUGUAACUUACUCUCUCUGAGCACUUCUCAAGCACAUUAAAGGGUCUUCUCUUAUACAACUUUUUUAUAUGAUCAAAAAGUUUUACACGAUGUCACUGUCUGUCUGCUAUAAUGACCAUGAACAACAGGGGGCAGAAUUGAGUCUUCUAACGUAGCUGCGAUAAUCAGUGCUUAAACUUCUCUCUGUAUCAGCAACACAUAUUUCAAUAAUCGUAUAAUAUAUCACCUGGAAGCAAAAGGGGGAUUUUAAUGUUUUAGGUUCCCAUAUUUGUUAGACUAUCACUCAUUUUCCUUUAAGCUGAAGGUUUCAUUUGACAAUAAGAGACAAAACCAACAGCAGUCAAGUUUCGGUCAGUAUUUGUUUGUGUGUGUUUUAAGCCCCUGGUCAUUGCUGGUUUUGUUCGUGUAUAGGACAGCUUAAACUGUUUGGUUGGUGUAAAAUAUUCAACUAUUUCCCCUCAGACAUAAUCAUAAAAGUAGCUAGGCAACCAAAUGUGUCUCGCAGAUCAAACACACCUGCCACAAUGUAACUUACAUCCUUCAGAAAGCACUGUAAUAAUAAUGCAAUACAAAAAAAGACUGAAUGUCUAUGUUAUACAUGAACUUUUAUCAGAUUGUUCAAAAAUAUAUCUUAUUUAAUCCUAGCUUAUAAGCCUAAAGCUAUUUUAUUAUAACUCUGUUAAAUAUACACAUUUGUAUAUUUAGGUAUAAGCAGUUUUGCUGCUUGAGUAAAUUGAUUUUGUUUUGUCUUAUUUUAACUGGAAAACAAAACCAAAGCCAAUAUAAUGUCUUCUGUCAGAUGCACUUUCACAAGCAGAAUGGAAAAGGCUUCUUGUUUUUUAAUGCUCUCCUAGACCUCAGCAAAUAUAACUUGCAUAUGAAUAUGAGGGAAGGAUAUACAGUAAGGAGUAUGGAUAUUCUUAUAAAUCAUCUUUGGAAGCAAACUUUUAAAAACAAACUUUAAUGCAUAAAAAGUAAGAUAUGCAGAGGUGAAUUGCGUCUUGAAAGGUGGGAAAUCUUAUUUACUGGCAAAGUAACACUAUAACAAUCCCCUGUAGCAAUCUCAGUGUAAAAAUAAAAAAGUGAAAAUGUCAUAUGGACAUACAGUAUCAGAUGUCCUUCUCUCAUGGCAUUGUAUGAAUAUUUUUCCUCUUUGAUGUACAGCGCUCUAUUCAAAACCAAACAAAGCUCAGACAAAUGCAGCCCAUGCGUGACCCAAAUAAAUAAGAUUUUCUGGAGGGGAUUUUCAAUACUCCAUCGUCUCUGUCUCUCUAAACAAAAUGAAAUAGAUACACUGCCUUCCCUGGUGGAAAUAACAUAAAAGAAACCAUCACAGAAAAUCAUGAAAAAAACCAUUAGGAACCAUUAGCUUUUACCAUUAAAUCCCUUUUGGGACAUAUUCCAGUAGGAUUUAAUGGCCCCAUCAAUAGAACUGAACACACACCUGUAGAGACCCACAGAGACCAUUAUAGUUUCCAUUACAACCAAUACAAUUCCCAUUAAAACCAUUAAAUAUAGAAUUUGUGUGAUGUUUAUUGUUUUUAUUAGCAGAGUUUACUCUUGAUAUGUUAUAUCAAGAGUAAACCCAUUAAUAUAUUCAUUUAAAUAGUUGACUGUGAUUAACAGGGGUGUGAAAUAUGUGGGGUUAAAAUAAGUUCAAUGUGGGAACAUCUGAAUUAACUAAAUAAUUUAUCAUAUUUAAACCAACCUGGCUUCAUUGGGGUACAGUAAUGUAAGUAAUUUUCCAAUGGUUAGAUGAAAAAUAAAUUCAUAAAUUGUAUAUUGUAUUAAAGGUGAAUUGUAUACGAAAGGGUCAAUUCCUUGGUAAAUGUUCAAAGUAAAACUUUUUUUAAUUUGCAGAAAUGU
Paramisgurnus dabryanus is the source of this 3453-nucleotide messenger RNA. RefSeq lists its product as uncharacterized. The record is from RefSeq and is a predicted model, not a curated record. NCBI's taxonomy places the organism in Eukaryota, Metazoa, Chordata, Actinopteri, Cypriniformes, Cobitidae.